AUGAUUCGAUUCGAUCAUUUAUUGGAAUCUAACUACUCAAUCAAUCUACGGAAUGUGCUGCAGAUUAGAACUGAGCCACCACGUCUCCGAAUUUUUUCUUUGAAUGGAUGCCUUGGAAACAAUAAGUUUCUUUAUGUUGAUCUAUAUUACAAGGAUAAAAUAACUCCAACAAGAAUUAAAAUUUACGGAAUCACACUAGAUGAAAACUGUCCAGCUGACUGGGCACCUACAAAAUUAUGCUUCUAUUCUCCACACACGUUUGUAUCAAAUCUAUCAGUGACAGAAGGAUUGACGAAGGUGGUGAUUGAACUGGGACUCCGAAAAGUUGAUCUGGUAAUCCGAGAAAUACAUAAACCUGUUCAACAUGGACUCACAAUGUGUCUUCAACCAGUGUAUUACUACUCUCAAUGGCAGAAUAUUGUGUUGUAUAUUGAAGCAUGGAGAGCCCAAGGAGCAACUCGUUUCAUAGUUUUCUAUCAUUCUUCUACAAAAGACACUCGAAAAGUUCUUGAUUACUAUCAGGAUUUGGGUGUUAUUGAAUUAAGACCUUGGCCAAGUUUCGGAAAUCUUCAUAAAGAUAUUGUGGAUAAGAAGCCAAACAUUGACAACAAUACCUUCCUGUUUUCGUAUUUCCUGGCGUUGAACAUAUGCGUUCUCGACAUCAAAACAACAUUUGGAACAGUUGCUGAUUUCGAUGAAGUUAUAGUUCCCAUAAAUGGUACAAUGUUAGACUACGCAACAAAAGAAAUGAGUGGAACUGAUGUUGGAGCUCUUUUGUUUGAAUCAAACUAUGUUGCGAUGAAUCCAAGUAUUUAUACUUCUGACUUUUCUGGAGUAUCAUCUCCUAGUUUUUAUAAGAAAGGUCUAACUAAAAUUCAAACAAUUUUUGGAAGUUCUCCUCCACCAGUACCUUUGGAGUCUUUGGAUGUUUUUGUUGAGUGUGGACAAAGAAUGUUUAAACAAGGCAUGUGUCACGGUGCUAUUUGCAAACCAGAUAUGGAUGCAGUCCAUGAAUGGGUUUAUGAUAAAACGGAAGGAGUAUUUUUGGCAGGGGAAUACUAA
This is a messenger RNA of Caenorhabditis remanei, 1062 nucleotides long. RefSeq lists its product as uncharacterized. Lineage: Eukaryota; Metazoa; Nematoda; Chromadorea; Rhabditida; Rhabditidae. The coding region runs from base 1 to 1062 and encodes 353 amino acids. The record is from RefSeq and is a predicted model, not a curated record. The transcript has 6 exons.